AAAAGUAAUUACAAUUUAAGCAUUUCUUUAACGUCGACAACAUAACCCUUCCGGUAUCUGAAAACUUAAAACAGCAAGUGGGAAACUUUAUUAAACUUCAUUUUAACUCCCACAAUGUCUCACCAAACUGGAAUAAAAGCCAGUGAAAACCUUAAAUCAUUUUUCUCCACAUGCAAAGAAGGCAGUGCAAGAGUAAUAAAAAUUUCAAUAACUGAUGAGCAGUUAGAACUAGCAGGAAGUGAAAAACCAGUUGACACCUGGGAACAUGAUUACGACAAAAUGGUUCUACCUUUGCUGGAAGAGAAACAGCCAUGCUAUCUUUUGUACAGACUGGACUCCAAGAACAAUCUAGGUUAUCAGUGGAUCUUCAUCUCCUGGUCCCCAGAUUUUUCACCAGUCAGACAAAAAAUGUUGUAUGCAGCUACUAGAGCUACUUUGAAGUUAGAGUUUGGAGGUGGUCUCAUUAAGGAGGAAAUGUUUGGCACCAGUAUCGAUGAUGUGAAUUUAUCUGGAUAUAAAAAACACUUGACCUCUGGAAGUGCCCCUGCACCUUUAACCUUUGCAGAGACGGAACUAAAGCUAAUCAAAGAAAAUGAUGUCAAUACGAUCAGUGUGAAUGACAAGCACCAACACAUGACUGGCGUAAGUUUCCCUGUGUCUGACGAGGCAGUACGCAAGUUGGAGGAACUUAGAGAUGGCAAGAUCACUUACGUACAACUGAGUCUGGACAUCCCAGCUGAGAAGAUCAACCUUGAAAUGGCAGACAACACAGAUAUCACAUCCCUUGCAUCACGUGUUCCAGAUGAAAGUGCCAGAUAUCAUGUAUUUACCUAUAAACAUACGCACGAAGGGGACUACACUGAAAGUAUAGUGUUUAUCUACUCCAUGCCUGGUUACAAGUGUUCUAUCAAGGAGAGAAUGUUGUACUCCAGCUGUAAGUCUCCACUGAUCUCCAAAAUAGAGAGCCUCGGCAUAGAGAUCACUAAGAAGCUGGAGGUAGAUGAUCCAAAAGAGCUGUCUGAAGAGAAUGUUUAUGAUGAGAUUCACCCCAAAAAGAAUGUCGCCACAAAGAAAUUCGACAAACCCAAGGGGCCUGCAGGUCGAGGUCCUCGACGCAUGGCCAAGACGUGAACUAGGGCAGACACGACACAGGAAUGAAAUUUCAACAUCUUCUUCUGGUGCUACUGUUGAUACUGUUGAUCAGUAGUUGACUGUAGUUGACUUCAUACAACAACAAAUAAUUUUAAGAUGGAAUAUCUUUAUUUAUAUAAUAUCAGGUGUUAAUUUGAUAAAUUAGCAGACAUUUUUGCUUUAAUUGCUUUGUAAUGUUUUUAAAUUUGUUGGACUUUAUUAUAAUAUAAGCUGGAAUUGAAUUUUGUUAGUCAGGAAUGUUUGUGAUAAGCCUCUUUUCAAAAGAUAUUGUUCUGUCCAAAUCAGCUUUUCCCUCUCUCUGGCGAUUGGUUUUUGAGGUUGUUAAGAAUGCACUAAUGAAAUUUAUGUCCAUAUUACCCACAGUGUCUUAUAAUGGGUUUUUUAAAAGCAAAUGCUAUUUUUUAUGUGUUAGGUUUAAUUCUGUAAACACUUUAAGAAUUGCUGGUUUGCUACAAUAAGGACACAUAUCCCUUUGUCUCAUCAUUAGGAUUAUAUACAAAAGUUAUGAACAAUGAUGUUUGCAUUGAUUUUCAAGGAUUUUUCUGCAGCACAAAUUAGAAAAUAAUCAGUCUUGUAUGGAAAAUCAAAGUUGAUUAAAACAUAAAUUAAUGUGAAUUAUUACACAUUUUCUCUUAAUAUUUAUGAACUGAAGAUUAUAGUAAAAUAAGAAGAAAAUGAAUGCUAAUUCAAUCCAUUAUACUUCAAGUGUACAAAUUCUGUAAAAUACUUAGUACAGUCAGGAUUUAUUUAUUAUAACCGACAAUUUUUAAAAUCAUGUUUCCAUAAUUCAGAAAAAUUUUCAUUAUCCAGUCUUUACAAGGUAACUGCUACAUUGUAAUUUAUUGUUCCUCAUGAAGUAGUGUUUGCACCCACAUUGUUUCCUAGUUUGUAUUGUUAUUGUUUGACUUGAAUAUUCAGGGGACUGUUUUGUUUUCUUUUGUGAAGAUUUUCUGUAGUGUAGCUCAAUAGUUAGUCAUUCCAUUUAUAUAUAUCUGUAGGUAACAUUAACAAUAAAAAGAGUUUUUAAUUUCAGUAUUGGGGCGUUGAUACUGUUUUAUAUAAAAACUACAUGCAAUUGUUUGCAUAUUUUUGCACAUGCACAGUAAGAUAAAUUAAUACUGUUUUUGUUUUUAAAUAACAAUAACAACAAAAUCUUAAGAAUCAAAUGAAAGAAGCAAUCCAAUUUUUUAAAAUUAAAUCCAAAAUGGGGCAAACUGAAAUUAAAGUUGUUUUGAACUCCAUCUUCCUAAUGAUACUCCAAAGAAAAUAUUGUAAUCAUUAUGGUUAUUUAGUUUGAAUUGUUUUAAUAUUACAAGGCAGUUGCAAGAGAAAAACUUACACUAACUUGCACUUUUUGUGAUUUUUAUUGCCUUCUUUGAAAUUUCACCCAUUUGUAAAAGUGGGAAAUUGAAAGCUUUAAAACUACUUCAUAUGUACAGGUGUAUAUCAUUUACUGUAUUGUUCAGAAUUAAUCUGUCAUUUUAAUCCUUCGUUACCAAUUGUCGACAAAGAUGUUUUGUUAGGUAAAGUUUAGUUUUAAACUAGAAUUAUUUACCUGGUAGUUUAUUGUGAUAUAAAGAACGACUGUGAUUAGUAAACGAAAUACACUACAAGUCAAGAUGGCAUCAUUAGUGAAAUUUAAUGUUUAACAGAUAUAAUUUUGUUUUUUGCAUUUAAUGAAAAAUAGUUAAUGAGAAAUUGCUGUAAAAGGAUUGAAUUAUUAUUAAACCCAUUUUUGAUGA
Messenger RNA from Magallana angulata, 2894 nucleotides. RefSeq names its product twinfilin-1-like. Gene Ontology annotation, biological process: regulation of lamellipodium assembly; actin filament depolymerization; barbed-end actin filament capping. The transcript has 10 exons. Gene Ontology annotation, cellular component: cytoplasm; actin filament; myofibril. The record is from RefSeq and is a predicted model, not a curated record. Lineage: Eukaryota; Metazoa; Mollusca; Bivalvia; Ostreida; Ostreidae. Gene Ontology annotation, molecular function: actin monomer binding; actin filament binding. The coding region runs from base 115 to 1131 and encodes 338 amino acids.